AUGGCUACACCACGGCGCACUUCGUCCGACGACUUCACAUCAGCCGAGGGCAGCGUGCGAAAACGAGUCUGUAAAGCCUGCGAUCGAUGCAGGCUCAAGAAGUCAAAGUGUGACGGUGCCAGCCCCUGCAGCCGAUGCAAAGCGGACAAUGCCAUAUGCGUAUUCAGCGAGAGGAAGAAGAGCCACGACAAAGUCUAUCCGAAAGGCUACGUGGAGAUGCUCGAGCAGCAGCAAGGACAACUCGUAGCGGGCCUGCGAGAGCUUUACCGCCGAUUACAAAGCGGCGAAGGCUGGCCCGGCUCACCGUUACCAAACGCCCAGAAUGGCCACCCUUUGACUCACAACAUCCUUGAAAGACUCGAUCUCCUUCAUCUGUUUGACGAGACAAUCAGCAAUUACGAGGGGUUUGAGGAAGACUGCACACGCAUGCAGCAGCGGCUACUGGAGGGCGGAGCACAGUACGGCCACCGAAGAGGUUCGAUAAGCUCCGAUUCCGAACACGAGCUUUCUUCGAUAUCUUCCUUGGGAACCCCGUCACCGCAGGCGCUGUCAUUCAACAGCUCGUUCACACAUGGCCCGCAAACUCCACAUACGACCGGUGCAUUCUCCCAUCAUCCACUUCCGAACUGCGAUACGCCGGGCAAGUUCCAUCCACAUUUGAGCAUGCAACCAACCAUGCGGAUAGGUGUAGAUCCUGCGGCUGCACUACGCUCCCCGUGGGCCGUGGACGCGCCGUCGAUGGGUGGUCUGUCAAACACUAACUAUCUUCCGCAAUUCGAGCCACCUAUGGGCCACAAUCCGUCCGACUUGGCCUACGAUCCGUUUGCUCAGAUCUUGACGUCAACUCCCAUCACCAUGGCUGAGUGGAACGAUGGCGCCGACAUGGACUUCAGUAAUUUCAUCACGACGUAG
Messenger RNA from Coniosporium apollinis CBS 100218, 912 nucleotides. RefSeq lists its product as uncharacterized. NCBI's taxonomy places the organism in Eukaryota, Fungi, Ascomycota, Dothideomycetes. The record is from RefSeq and is a predicted model, not a curated record. The transcript is spliced from 3 exons. Gene Ontology annotation, molecular function: DNA-binding transcription factor activity, RNA polymerase II-specific; zinc ion binding. The coding region runs from base 1 to 912 and encodes 303 amino acids. Gene Ontology annotation, biological process: regulation of DNA-templated transcription.